GCGUGACAACCGAGAGAGAUGAAAAUUAACCAUUCAAAGUAUAUGAUUUUGCUUUUGUUAAAAGGAAACGGACCACGUUUGCAUAUAAAGAUUAAAGACUCGAUUAUGAUGCUUACGAUGUUGUACCAUAUACCGAUUAUACCAUCUACAAGUGUUGAAGCUGGAUUUUUAGUCUAGUGAUGGGGGAUUGGAGGUAUGCAUACUUAAAGAUGGAGUUAUAACCCUCCUCUCAAUAUUUAGUAUGAGGUUAUUAUGCAAAUAAAAAAAAGUAUGAGGUUAUAAAGCGUAGAUUCAUAGAGAAAACUAUGGAGAAUCUAAAUUCAUUUUCACGAAACUUACUACAAAUUAUUUAGUUUUACUCCCUUCUCUACAAAUAAUGAUUUCAUCACUAAUUUUAUGACGACACGUCGACGAUAUUUUCAAUCUAUUUCUUAAAUUAUUAGUCUCGUUGUGUUUCUAAUGCCAGAUCAAUUGUUUAACCCUUGAUGUAUUAUUGAAUAUCUGAUAUACACAAUUGGCAAAAAUUUCACUUUGGUUCAAUGGGAAAAAAUAAUCACUUCGCAUGGUUACUAUGUUAGUGAGAAAAAUAUUAAGCAACAGAAUUAAGAACUCAGAAAUGGACAAAUGGUAUAACAACAUUAAAUAGAUUUUCUCUAAUUAUAGAACGAAAAAAACCCGGUUUUGGUGUCCCAAACGCGGCACUGACAGGCUGAAAACGGAGGCGAAAUGUACGCACGUGAAUCACACGGACUAUUUCUCAUCCGUCCAGAUCGAUGAACAGAGACGAAUCAACGGCCCCGAUUUAUUCCUUCCGCUCCCUCCUCCUCCGGGCUAUAAAUAUCAAACCUUCCUUUCUUCUCCAUUUCCCCUGCACCAGCAAAAAGUUUGCAGCAAAACAGAGCGAAGUAAAAACUCAAGCUUUCCAUUGAGAGAAAUUCAUAUUAAAAAAAACAAAAAAACAUUCAGAAAAUGCUUCUUCGUAGCGCUUCUACUCCGAUACUGAACUCCUGGAUCCCACACUCCAAAGAACCGCAACCACCGCCGGCGGAGCCCGAGUUCUUCCCCCGGCAUUCACUCGCGAAAACCAGACCCGUCUCGCUCACCGCCUCCCCUCCGAGUCUCAUCCCUUCGCCUUCUUCCUCGUCUCCCCACGAGGAUUCCGUCAGGAAGAUGACGAGAGCGCUCUCGGAGACGGAUCUGAGGAAGCUUUCGCCGGCGGUGCCGAGGAGGAAGCCGGUGAACACGGUCUUUGUCGAGGAAGAGGAGGAGACGGAAGAAUUGGGCGGUGGGUUCUUCCUGGGAUCAAAUGGGUUGGGAGAUGAUUGUGCUGCGGAUGGUGGGUUGGCCACGCUUUUGGUCGGCGGCGGCGGGAGGAUUGGCGGAGGAGGCGGCGGUGGAAGCUCCAACGGUGGCGGGAGAGAUGGGAAUUCGGAGUUCUGGGAUUCGAAUUACAAGACGGAGGUGUAUUACGAGGCGAUGAUCGAUGCGAAUCCCGGGAAUUCGCUUCUUCUUGGCAAUUAUGCCAAGUUUCUGAAAGAGGUUCGUCAGGAUUUCGUGAAAGCGGAAGAGUACUGCGGGAGAGCAAUCUUGGCUAAUCCGAACGACGGCGAUGUUCUUUCGAUGUACGCGGAUUUGAUAUGGCAGAGCCAUAAGGACUCUUCUCGAGCUGAAAGUUACUUCGAUCGAGCUGUCAAAGCUGCUCCUGAAGAUUGCUAUGUUCUUGCUUCAUAUGCUCAUUUCCUUUGGGAUUCCGAAGAAGAAGAAGAGGAAGAAGAACAAAGGGGAUUGGAUUUGAUUCCAGAGAUGAACAAAUUGUCACCACCAAAUUAUUUCCAUGGAAUUCCACCUCUCCCUCCUCCAAUAGCUGCUGCUUCUUGAAAAAAGCUUGAAUCUUUGGCCAGAAAAUCUUGUAACAUAGCGCUUCAGAUUUUAUAGCAUCUAAGUUCUAACCCACCACCCUUUUGUUUAUAGCCCCGUUCCCUUUUUGUUACCAGUUUUGGCUUUUCUUAUUUCAAUCCCUGCUAGUACCUCUCUUGUAGAAUCGUAAUAAGAUAUGGAAUGAGUCUAUUUGGCUUACUCGGUCUCUCUUUUUCUCAAUCUCUCUUUCUCUGUGUGUAUAUGUGAAUAUUCCAUCGACAAGGGGACAAAAAUUAUCUCUCCCUGCUGCAAAAGGUAAAGGCCAUCCCUUGCGGAUGCCAAAAGGCAUAGAUCCUUUGUUUGCUCAAGCAGCCUCUUUUCCACGCAGCUUAAUGAAGGCUUUUCAUCAUCUUCCAUGGAAGCUUAAUGAAGGCUUUGUUCAGUGUCUGUCAUACUGUAUUGUAUAGCGUAUUCAUGCUAGUUAGAUCAGGUACCGCAGAUCAAAUUGAUACAUUUUAUCCGAAUUACGAUACUCUUGCUGCAACUUUUCUAUGGUUUCGCUGUUAAGCCGGUUGAAUCUCCUCUAUGAUUUCACACAUUGGUAUUGAUUGCCCAUUCCUUUUUCUUAUCUUGGAGUGCUUUUAAAGCAGGUUCUUAUGGUCCAUACAUAUACAUGUGAUUGCUGUUGACAAAACCUCCUAAUGUUCAGUGUACCCAUCCCACUUCCACAGGCUGCUGCUUCUUUUGGAAUUUUCUUCGUACCCUUUUACCUUUGGCCUAUACAGGGAAAUAGGGUUCAAUUAUUUGAUGUGUCCUUUGUUCAGGUAAGUUGAUUAAUAUGGAGCUCCAUGUUGCACCUCUGUUCUGGUGGCACAUGGCUUUACCGUGAAUGCCUCCGAAUAGGAAGUUAGGCUCACUUUUUUUCACAGGAUGGGCAAAACCCAUUUGUUUGCUGGCUAAUUAAGUAAAGUUGGAUGAUGAAAGAUAAUUAGUAGCUGUUGAUAUGCACCGUUAAUGUUAUGAUCAUCAUAAUUGCUGCUGAUUAAGAAAGGAUUACAAACAAU
Molecule: messenger RNA, 2921 nt
Organism: Linum trigynum
Lineage: Eukaryota; Viridiplantae; Streptophyta; Magnoliopsida; Malpighiales; Linaceae
Source: the annotation of a GenBank genome assembly